Messenger RNA from Microdochium trichocladiopsis, 1093 nucleotides. RefSeq names its product DNL zinc finger-domain-containing protein. The transcript has a single exon. Gene Ontology annotation, molecular function: zinc ion binding; protein-folding chaperone binding. NCBI's taxonomy places the organism in Eukaryota, Fungi, Ascomycota, Sordariomycetes, Xylariales, Microdochiaceae. The coding region runs from base 190 to 717 and encodes 175 amino acids. The record is from RefSeq and is a predicted model, not a curated record. Gene Ontology annotation, cellular component: mitochondrion. Gene Ontology annotation, biological process: protein folding; protein stabilization; protein import into mitochondrial matrix.
GCACACGCCGCAAGCCUGAGGAGCCGCACACCCAGAUCAUUAAUCCGUCAUCGGCGACAUCAAGUCCAGUCGAACGACAAUAAGUAACUGCCUUCCUCGACGCGCCGACUCAAAGAGCACCGGCUCCAUUGCUUUCCUCCCACCUCGACCCUCGUCCCUUCGCAAAGGCAAACGUUCCACCUUCACAGCAUGUCGGCCUCUCGACCAGCCGCUGCCCUCCUGCGCAGCGCCUCUCGACUUUCUUCAAGAUCCGUCACCCGUUCUCAAGCACAAAUACAUCCUACCUGGAGCCCGUUUUCUCGGCCUGCAAUAUUCCGCCUCGCCCACACCAUACCAAAGCCGCCACGGCAGCCUCCAGUCUCCGCGCCCCAAACCAAUCCCAACAACUCGACAUCAGAACAACCCUCGGAAGUCAAGGCCCGCAAGCUCGUCGAGCCGCACUACCAGCUCACAUUCACCUGCGUGCCGUGCUCCGAGCGCUCGACACACGUCGUCUCCAAGCAAGGCUACCACCGGGGCUCCGUGCUCAUCACCUGCCCCAGCUGCCGCAACCGGCACGUCAUAAGCGACCACCUCAACAUUUUCGGAGAUCGCAAGAUGACGGUCGAGGAUCUCAUGCGGGAAAAGGGCCAGCUGGUCAAGCGUGGCACGCUCGGCGAAGACGGGGAUGUAGAGUUCUGGCAGGACGAUACUGCCGAUGCUGCGCCGGCGCCGUAAUUAGGGGGAGAGACCACGACGACCCGUCAACUCUGCUGGGUCGCGGAAGGGGACGAACAAGCACGGCUUGCUCGGCGCUCACUUCAUCAUCAACACCAGCCAUGAUUUUACACCACACACAGCGACUUGUCAAUUGCCAGAUCCUGGCUCAGGCAGAGUUGAACUCUCUGUGGAUGUCGAGUCUGGGUCUGUCAGUUCGAGCCGACUUUCGUCUAUGGAUGCCUAUGGGCAGUUUUAGAGCGCACGUCAGUCCGCGCGAGAAACACCGUCACCUGAAGCGACAGCAACGACAUGUACUAUAGAAUUCACGAUAUACCCCCUCUCUGGAAUAUAGACUAGAGCUGCUUUUUACAAUCUUUGAUGCAUUAUUGAUACA